Messenger RNA from Cucurbita maxima (winter squash), 3757 nucleotides. RefSeq lists its product as uncharacterized. The transcript has 20 exons. Bases 403 to 3384 code for a protein of 993 amino acids. Lineage: Eukaryota; Viridiplantae; Streptophyta; Magnoliopsida; Cucurbitales; Cucurbitaceae. The record is from RefSeq and is a predicted model, not a curated record.
UAAACGGCCAUCAAAGCUCUGGUAUGAUCCAGCAAUGGCGAUGCCUUCAGAAUCAACCAUCCUUGCAUUGUGGACCCACAGACAACCUUGCCGUUGAAAAAGUUCGGGAUUCUUUCUUGUAUGUUUUCAGGUUCUCACUCAUAAUUGGCUUCGCAGCCCCCCAAACGGAUAGUUUCAUCAUUUUCUCGAGACGAAAUCGAUAUUCCGGGUACGUUUUGAUUUCUUUACAGUUUUAGAGGAAUUCCGGCCACUGCUCGGCUGUUUCAGAGAAGGAUCAUAGGUACUUUUCAUUGGAAUUUUGAUCAUAAACUUGUUUGAAGUGGUGCGUAAUUGAGCUUGAGCUUUUCUUUCCCUUCUCGACCUCUGGAAUUUGAGUAUUGAUUUGUUCAGAAGGGAAAGAAAAUGAGCGUUGUUUCGGGUGUGGUUUCUCGGCAAGUCUUGCCUGUAUGCGGCAGUCUUUGUUUCUUCUGUCCAGGAUUGAGGGCACGGUCUAGACAGCCCGUGAAGAGGUACAAGAAGCUCAUCGCCGAUAUAUUUCCUCGUAAUCAGGAAGAAGGACCGAAUGAUCGAAAGAUAUCGAAAUUAUGCGAAUAUGCUGCUAAAAAUCCUCUUCGAAUUCCAAAGAUAACAACUUCCCUUGAGCAAAGGUGUUACAAAGAACUGCGGAACGAGAAUUUCCAUGCCGUUAAAAUCGUCAUGUCGAUCUACAGAAAACUUGUGGUUUCAUGUAAGGAGCAAAUGUCUCUGUUUACGAGUAGCUUAAUAAGCAUUAUCCAAUCUCUAAUGGACCAAACACGACAGAAGGAAAUGCAAAUUAUAGGAUGUCAGACUCUAUUUAGUUUUGUGAAUAGUCAGAUUGAUGGGACUUACAUGUUUAACCUAGAAGCCUUUGUUCCAAAACUGUGUCAAUUAGCUCAAGAUAGUGGAGAGGAUGAAGGGGCUGAAGGCCUGCGUUCGGCUGGCUUGCAAGGCCUUUCCUCAAUGGUGUGGUUUAUGGGUGAAUACUCUCAUAUUUCUGUCGAAUUUGAUAAUAUUGUUUCAGUGAUCCUAGAAAACUAUGGGGCUCCUGCAAAAGAUCCAGACAAGUUAAAUGAUCAAUGGGUGCAAGAAGUGGUAUGGGACAAGGGUCAUAUCUCUUCAUCGUCAGUUGUCAUGACGAGCACACCAUCUUGGAGGGAAAUCGUGACUGAAGGAGGUGAACUGAACUUGAUAGGGGUGGAUGUCCGAAACCCUUGCUUUUGGUCUAGAGUUUGCCUACACAACAUGGCCAAACUAGCUAAAGAAGCUACAACCAUGAGGCGUAUAUUAGAAUCUUUGUUUCGUUACUUCGAUAAUGGAAAUCUGUGGUCUAUUGAACAUGGCAUUGCAGCUCCAGUUCUGAAAGAUUUGCAGUUCCUAAUGGACAAAUGUGGUCAAAAUACCCAUGUUUUGCUUUCCAUAUUGAUUAAACAUCUUGACCAUAAAAAUGUCCUGAAGCUGCCUAAGAUGCAGCUUGACAUUGUUGCUGUGGCUACUGCCCUUGCUCAAGAGGCAAAAGUUGAACCUUCUAUUGCAAUAAUUAGUUCAGUUAGUGACUGCAUGAGGCAUUUGAGGAAGAGCAUACACUGCUCACUCGACGAUGCAAAUUUAGGGGAUGAAGUGAAAAAUUGGAAUAAAAGCUUAAAUCAAGCAGUAGAUCAGUGUCUGAUACAGCUAAUAUAUAAGGUCGGAGAACCAGGCCCAGUUCUUGAUGCUAUGGCUGUGAUGUUGGAGAGCCUUUCUUCUGUUACAGUCAUAGCCAGAACUGCAAUUUCUGCUGUUUAUCGUGCUUCUCAAAUUGUUGCCUCCUUGCCUAAUUUAUCAUAUCAAAACAAGGCAUUCCCUGAGGCUUUGUUUCAUCAGUUAUUACUGGCUAUGGUCCAUCCCGAUCAUGAAACACGAGUUGCAGCUCAUCAUAUUUUUUCAGUUGUCCUUAUGCCAUCUUCUGUUUGUCCUCGUCUACACGCUUCAGAUGUCGAGUCAAGGAUGACUUCUGACAUUCCUAGGACAUUCUCAAGAACUGUCUCUGUUUUUUCUUCUUCAGCUGCCCUUUUUCAGAAGCUAAGGAAUGAAAAAUUCUCCUUGCUGGAAAAUGGUCAUCCAGAUAUGAAAGAUAGCUCUCUUGCCGAUGGCAAACAGGAAAAUGCAAGAAAUGGAAUGCAAAGUAGCUUGACGUCAUCCUACAGUCGGGCAUAUAGCACAAGAAACUCCGGACCUUUGAGAACUGAUGCGACUGCGACUACUAUGAACAACUUGAACAAAGAACCAGAAACUCAUUCUCUCCGACUCAGUAGCCACCAAAUUACACUUCUGCUCUCAUCAAUCUUUGCACAAUCCAUAUCUCCUGCUAAUGUUCCAGAAAAUUAUGAAGGAAUUGCCCAUACAUACAGCUUGAUCUUGCUGUUUUCUCGAGCUAAGAAUUCAAGUCAUGAGGCCCUAAUACGAAGUUUUCAGUUGGCAUUUACAUUGCGAGACCUUUCUCUCAGUAAACGAGGAUCAGUGCCACCAUCACGUUGUCGAUCCUUAUUUACUCUAGCCGCAUCGAUGAUCCUCUUUUCGUCCAAAGCUUUUAAUAUCCUUCCCCUUGUUGACCAAAUGCAGACUAUAUUCCGGGGCAGAAUGGUUGAUCCCUUCCUAGAAUUGGUAGAAGGCUGCAAGUUACAAGCUGUCACCAUACCGUCUGACAAAACGAGUUGUCCUUAUGGAUCCAAGGAAGAUGACGAUUCGGCCUCGAAGUUUCUGUCAGAAGUAGAGAUAACCAAAGAUCAAACUAGAGAAUCCCUUGUUACCGAGAUCGUGAAGAGUUUGGAUACACUUUCAGAUUCUCAAUUCUCCAGCAUAAAGAAGCAACUUCUCAGCGAGUUUGUACCUGAUGUUAUGUGUCCUCUCGGAAAUCAUCGGUUAGAGGAUACGUCGAAUAACGUGUAUCAGUCUGCUCCAUUUUUUAACAUUGAUGAAGAUUCCUUUGGCGAUGCAUUUGAAAGCCAAACUAAAGAUAAUCAGGAGUUCAUUGUGAUUCCAGUUUUGAGUGUGAAUCAGCUUUUAGAAUCAGUACUCGAAACAGCAAAUCAAGUCGGAAGUAUCUCCAUCUCGACCACAGAUCAUGUGCCUUACAAGGAAAUGGCCCAGCAUUGUGAGCUACUUCUGAUGGGAAAGCAGCAGAAGAUGUCAACAUUGACGUCUUUCCACCUGAAGCAGGAGGAGGUUAGCAAUCCAUUCAUUGAACACUCAUCGGCUAACCCAUUUCAACCUCCCUCUGGACCCAUUGUGAUGCCGUGCAUGGCUGAAUACGAGUAUCAUUCACACUCGUUAAGAUUACCAGCUUCAAGUCCAUAUGACAACUUCCUCAAAGCUGCAGGCUGCUGAUCAAUUGAACCAGAAAUAUUAGCUACUCAAGCGAUUUCAUCGAGCGAGAUGACUGAUGACUAAGCAACUGGAGUACAUUUUGUAAGUAGCUACUACAGACACAGACAAAAGAUAAGCGUCACACUGAAGGCUUUCAUUCUUUUCUUCAAGCUUUCUCUUCAUAACUAUGGACUCAUCCCUGCCCUAGAAGUCGUCUUUUGUUCUUUGUGGAGUUCCAUCUUAAUUUAAUUGAUUGUAUAUUUUGUUCUUCCAUUGUUGUCUGUAAACUCUAUACCAGCGUUCAAAGUUAUGCGAUGGAACAGCAUAACCUUGUAUUACAGAAAAAUAUUAGAGGAAAGUUAUAUUCAAUGAAGCCAAUUUAAUUUUCUGUUCA